Adineta ricciae is the source of this 342-nucleotide messenger RNA. NCBI's taxonomy places the organism in Eukaryota, Metazoa, Rotifera, Eurotatoria, Adinetida, Adinetidae. The record is from the annotation of a GenBank genome assembly.
AUGUGUAUGAAAACUGAAUGCAAAGAAUGUGGCAAACCAACGUGGAAAGGUUGUGGAAAACAUAUCGAACAAGCUUUGAAAGAUGUUCCGCAAGACGAACGGUGUAAGUGCCCAAGAGAACUACCUGAACCAACUCCUGAUCUAACGAAGAACGUCGAUUCGUCAUUACCAACAACCACCACCGCCACAACAGAAGACAUAAAAAGUGAUGAUCACGCUAAAACGAACGAUAAUGUUGCUUCGGAGAACAAAGUCGAGGAGGCACCUGCAAAGACAAACACUGAUGACGAAACCGAAAAACAAGAAGCACAUAAGGAAGAAAGCCAAACAAAAGAAGAUUAA